UGUGGCGUGUUGUCAUUAAUUUGUGUUUCCAUGCUUUGGCAGACGUUCUACUGGAAGUAGUUUCUGGUUUACUUAAAAUAAACUUAAACUGUAGUCGCUGCAUAGUUUACACUGCACAUAAAACCAACAAUUUGGGAGCGGCAAAUUUAAGUCAUUAGUUGAAGGGCACAAUGGAGUUUAAACGGAAAAAAAAGAUGACUUACUUCACAAUUGGACUGAUCUUUCUUCUAAGUGGUAUGGAAUAUGCUGUGAUCUUGCCCACGAUAUGGAGGUACCUGCAGACUCUGGGGGCUGCACCUUAUUUCUUAGGCCUGGGCCUAUCUGCAUUCAGUCUGUCUGGUCUUCUCUCGGGCCCUCUGUUUGGCCAUUGGUCUGACAAGACUCAUGCCACCAAGAAGAUAAUCCUGUUUGCAAACCUCUUUGAAAUUGUUGGUAACUUCAUGUAUUUCAUGGGCUACUCCAAAUGGCUUUUGAUCUCUAGCAGACUAGUGGCAGGUGUUGGUACAGGUGCUGGUUCGUCCAUCUUCGGCUUCAUGGGUCGAUGCACAGCCCACGAGGACCGCUCCACCGUAUUCGCAUCGGUCAUGGCGUGCCGACAGAUUGGCCUAAUGAUUGGUCCCGUAUUGAAUCUCUUCCUGAGGCUUUGUGACUUCAAGUUGGGGCCAUUCGUGGUGAACAAGUACACUGCACCUGGGCUUUUCAUGUGCUUCAUGUGGACCCUCCUCCAGCUGGUCGUGGUCUUCAUGUUCUGGGACCUCCCUCCCCGGGAGGAGCUGGUGGGGGAGGGAGCCGGGGUGGGAGCCGAGGGGGCGGGAACUGUGGGAGCCGAGGGGGUGGGAGCCGCGGAGGCGGGAACUGUGGAGGAGGGAGCAGUGGGGGGAGCCGUGGGGGAGGGGGCUGUGGGAGGAGCCGAGGGGGGAGCCUGGGGGAGGGAGCUCCUGGGGGGAGGGAGCCUGUGGGGAGGGAGCUGUGGGGGGAGCCUGGGGGAGGGAGCCGGGGAGGGGAAGCCCUUGCUCGGGCAACGCCCAGACAUCCUGGGGUCCUACGGCUCGGUGGUGACCCCUGACCCUCCUAGGUCAACUGCUAACCCGGCCAAGUCCAACCUGCCUCACGUCUCUCCUACCCCCUCACCCCCACUCGAAGGGGUGGGUGACUCUAGCUCUGGGAGUUUCAGUAUGAGCCGAGAGUUCCUAAGGGAGGAGGUGGUUGUGCUGUUCACAGCUCACUUCGUCAUACUGUUUAACCAGACAGCACUGGAGACCGUCGUGACGCCGUUGACCCAGCAGUACUUUAACUUCGGGGAGUUGGAGAACAGCAUAAUUUACUGCAUCUGUAGUGUGGAGGUGAUCACAGGCUUCCUGUUUGUCCACUGGCUGUGCCGUCGUACGACCGAGAGGGUGGUGCUGGCCGUGGGCCUUAUCCUGUGCCACAUCUCCUGCGUAUGGUGCCUCAUCUUCCUGGCCAACCCACAAGGUAAUUUCCCCUGGCAGUUAGCAGAGUUCAUCAUUGGGGUGUUCCUGCAGAUUUCGGGGCUACCCUUUGUUGCUGUGGCCCAGGUGUGUCUCUUCUCCAAAAUCACUUCGCUAAAGUCUCAAGGGUUGAGCCAGGGGGUGCGUCGCUCUGUGGGGGGUCUGGCCACUAUCUUGGGCCCCCUAUGGGGGGGUGGUUUGACGGGACACAUGUACAUCAUGCUGGGGUUGAUGAUGGCUCUACUGGUCCUGUUCGCUAUCAUUUUCUCCUUCUCCUAUCCCCGUCUGGUGGCUCCCACUGUGGUGGACCAUUCAGAAUGCUUGGAGGAGUGUGACAAAUGCGGGGGUUUGCGAGUGUGAAGCGAGUGUCUCUUCCUACCCUGAAUUCAUCUCAGGACAUGUGCUUCCUCAAUCUCUGAAGACUCACAUUCGUUACACACACACACACACACACACACACCGUACAAGAUGACUGUAGAGCCUGUACUAGAUGAAUGUACUUCUGCAAAUAUAGUAUCAAAAUGGAAACUAAAUACUUUGGAAUUAGGUGUAAUGUACAAACAUUUUAUAAAGGUGUUGGUUAUGCACAAAACAUCACAAUUUUGUAAAAGUGUUUCUGAUUUUUAUAGCUCAUAACCUAAUCACAUUUCACAUGAUUGUACCACUGACUGAAAUACUUUCAAGCAUUGACUCCGACAAAGAUUUUAUAGGAAAUGAACAGAUCAGAUCAGAUUUUUUUUUUUUUUUUUGAGACAAAUGGUCAGAGCAUUAAUACCUCACCCCCACACACUGCCCAGCGUUUUCAGCUGACUGAAAUGUAUGAAUGCAUUUUUGGUUUUGUUUGAUGGCUGAAUAUGAUUAUGAAAAUGCAGUACCCAUUUUGAACACUGGUGGGAGCCCUUCUCCUUUUAUUUCCUUUACUGUGGUGUUACUGAAGACUGUGGCAGAGCCUCCAGUAGAUGGCUAUCCUGGUCCUAGAUCCAUUUGUGGUCUUGACGAUGCCGUUGCUUUCGACGUUAAGCCAAAACUGUUUACAGUGACAAGGAGUUGGCUCGAUGGCACAAACAGACUGGCACUCUGGCAACAAAAUAGCCCAAGAGAACAUGUUUAUGAAAAUCACACUUAUUCCACAGAAUGAGGGAAAGGGGAAAUACUAGAUGUAAUAAAAAAUAAUGGCUUGAUGAAUGGACUCAUGUUUAAGUUAUACUGUUCUGGAAUUCUUGUGACAUGGCUGUAAAGAUGAAUAUGGCUCAAUGUAAAUCCACUAUUUUUGCAAUUGAGGUAUUAUAUUUUGGUCAGCACAACCUGUUCUAUAACCACUUAGUUAAUGAAUUUGUCUUCCCUUUGAGUAUAGCUGUUUUUAUCCAGUGGUGUCUCAAUUUGUAAAGGAUAUGCUAAUUGUUAUAGUUAACAUUUAGCUUUCUAUUCGAGACAUUUUUCAGUACUCUUUGGAUACUUUUAAGUUGCAUAUGAUUUGAACACACUUCCUCAUAGCUUGUUGUCAUGGUCCCUAAUGUGUUGUACUAUUUUUGUGGUUACUAACGGGGAAGUCUAAAACUAAGACGUAGAUUUGUUUGAAAGCUAUUUGAAUAAUGUUCUAGUACAUUACCUACCAUUGCUAAACAAUUUUGUCAAAUGUGUUCAAUGAAUGAAAACGGUACACUAGUUUCUGCAACACUACUGUGUACAUGUACAACCAGCCCAGCCUGGUACAACAGUAUAUUGUGUGUUUUUGACCAUUUUACAAUGAAAUGUCAUUAAUAAUAAAGUUUUGCCAGUG
This is a messenger RNA of Oncorhynchus keta (chum salmon), 3249 nucleotides long. RefSeq names its product major facilitator superfamily domain containing 8-like 1 (gene mfsd8l1). Gene Ontology annotation, molecular function: transmembrane transporter activity. Gene Ontology annotation, biological process: transmembrane transport. Bases 171 to 1829 code for a protein of 552 amino acids. Lineage: Eukaryota; Metazoa; Chordata; Actinopteri; Salmoniformes; Salmonidae. The record is from RefSeq and is a predicted model, not a curated record. The transcript has 14 exons.